Molecule: messenger RNA, 1569 nt
Organism: Closterium sp. Naga37s-1
Lineage: Eukaryota; Viridiplantae; Streptophyta; Zygnematophyceae; Desmidiales; Closteriaceae
Source: the annotation of a GenBank genome assembly
AUGGCGGCUGAAGUAAGUCCAUCAUCAACAGGCCUGUUACUCGGCGUCGGCGGCGUUACCUUCUGCAGUUUGCCUCAAGGACCGGUCACAGGCAUCACCAUGGGUAGUUCCCCUAGCCACGGCAGCCAUAGCUCCCACGACAAGAGUUGGGACCACCCUGCGUCUGCCGCGCAAUCCCCUCCAUCAACAGACCACACCGACGCGUUUGCUCGUUCUCCAGCAGCGGAAACUGCAGACGAGCGCGGUUCAGACAUAACACCCACGCGAGGAACCGCGGAGGCAGCGGCGGAAAGCGAGAGUCAGCCCGUAUGUGAGGUUCUGCGGUGGGGUCAGAAAAAGCGGUUGAGGUACGUUCGCAGUCAAAACCCUGCCACUAGCAGCCCUCCUUCCCAUCCUUCCGUGCCAGCUGGCGCUCCUGUGGCGAGCAUUGCAGCGAGCACUGCAGUCCGUGCAGUGUGUAAGGACGAGAAGAAGGGCUCGUGGGAGGAGGAGUGGAGGGAGAGCGGCGAGCGAGCGGGAGAAGAUCCAUGCCGGUUGCGGGUUGCAUGCGGGAGAGGGGCAAAGAAGGGCGGAGAAGCGUGCGAGAUGGAGGGAGCGGAGGGAGCGGAGGGGAGUACAGCAGCGGCAAGCAGAAUGGAGGAAGAAGCGGUCAAGGAAGAGGCUGGCUCGACUGCCGUCGCGGCGAAAUUCAUGGAGUUCUCUUACCCCUGCAAGGUUAAACGUGCUUCUGCACGCACGCACGAACCAAGCUUGCCUGGUCUUUGCUCGAGGGGUGAGAAGGAGGCGCGAGGAAGAGGCUACAGGGAGCAGUGCGAUCAGCAGCAGCAGCGACCGGAUGACGUCCAUGAGGGUGCUAGUGCUCAUCCGCACGCUGAUGCUCAUUCUGAUGAUGAUGCUGAUGCUGAUGAUGAUGUGUCUGGCGGUGACGAGGCGGACGGAUACAAUAUAGAUGCGGGGGAAGGGGCUUUCAGUGAUGACUCGUGUCCCACUCGCAGCCACACCAGGCGAAAGAGGCACCACGGCCAGUCUCACAACGCUCGCGAGCACAAGGGCCGAGACAGAGAGAGAGGCAAGGAGCGGAAGAGGAUCCAGCUCGGGGAGAAAGGCCGCAAGGGCGGGAGCAAGAAAAGCAAUGCUGUAACUGCAGGCGAGGAUCCGUGGGAAGACCAUAGCAGCUGUGGGCUGAUCCAGAGCUACCGGGAACUUUUCAGCACACCACACCCCUCUGUGGCCUCCUUGAUUUUCUCAGGGCAUUGCCCGCUCUCUGCAGCAUCUGCAGCAGCUGCGGCAGCGGCAGCUGCGGCAGCAGCGUUGCCAACAGCAGCUGAAGCAGCCGCUGUGGUUCCCAAGUUUCUCAUCAGCUUGUCGCGCGUUGAAAAGGAGGAAGAUUUUUGGGCCAUACGAGGAGGGAGGCUUCCCCUGAGGCCGAAGAAGCGAGCAAAGGCAGUGGAGAAAGGGGUCCAGCGUCUUCAACCUGGCGCUUGGCUGACUGGAGUGUGUUGCGAGCGGUAUCAAGUGAGAGAGCGGAAAUCUAAAAAGGUGUGUAGCAUGGUUCUCGGUGUGGCUUAG